Messenger RNA from Diversispora eburnea, 218 nucleotides. Lineage: Eukaryota; Fungi; Glomeromycota; Glomeromycetes; Diversisporales; Diversisporaceae. The record is from the annotation of a GenBank genome assembly.
UUAAAACUAAAAAUAUAUUAACUAAUGAAGAUAUUAUUGAAAUGGUAAUUCAUGAAUUUUGUGAUAGUGAUGAUGAAAUAGAUGAAAAUGAAAAAUCAUCACUACCUUCUCCAAUAACUAUAGUAGAAACAAUAAAUAUACUAAAAAAAGUUAUAAGCUAUCAAGAAAGUCUUGAAGUUGGAAAAAGAUUUAAUAAAAGUGAAUUAUCAAUAUUAUAA